Messenger RNA from Harpegnathos saltator (Jerdon's jumping ant), 5927 nucleotides. RefSeq names its product transmembrane protein 164. Bases 239 to 1138 code for a protein of 299 amino acids. The record is from RefSeq and is a predicted model, not a curated record. Lineage: Eukaryota; Metazoa; Arthropoda; Insecta; Hymenoptera; Formicidae. The transcript is spliced from 7 exons.
CUACCGAUCGCUCACCGCAGCUCUCUGACUCGAGCUAGUUCGAAUAGGGGGGUUUCGAAUUGACCACGUCGACCACGUCUUCUCCGACAUUCCGGUCCGUUUCCUGUAUAUAAAUUGUUUUGAUUUUUGUGUAGUCACCACGACGUAAACACGACGUAAAUACGGAUCACCUUGUCACGGAUAAGAACAUCUUCCGGACCUUUUAUUUUAGUUCCAAAGCUAAGAUUAGUUUACAACAAUGUUCGAGUGGACAUAUGAUGGUGUAAAUAGCUCUAUACCACGCAAUGUUGGUCCAGAAUGUGCAAACUACCUGACACUGAAGCGAAGAUUAAUAGAGACGCUAUUUAUAUCUAUAUUUAUCAUAUCCUGCAUCAUAUGGGGCCUGAAACGAGUGACUUUGCCAAAGAACUUGGCCUAUGUCAAUCAGGACCAUGUCGGUAGAAGAGUUUUGUUAAUCAUGAUGUCUCUAGUCCUGGGAAUGGAGAUUGGUUUUAAAUUCACUAGCAGGACUGUUAUAUAUUUAUUGAAUCCAUGCCAUAUCACAACGGCGAUACAGUUGUAUUUGCUGGCGGCAGCUCCUAGUCCGACAGUAACUGCUGUCUUCAGGAUACACUUGAAUUUACUGAACGGACCAGUAUUGGCAUACCUAUUUCCAGAAACAGAGUCUAGAAUUAUAUUUGCAGAUAGAGCAAUGUAUUAUAUUCAGCAUGGUUUGAUGCUAGUAAUACCAUACUACUUAUUAAGGCUCGGAGGAGUAUAUAACAUUGAACCCCUAUCUGAUAUGAGCUGGUCAGUCCUUGGUUUUGGCCUCAAUGUAGGAUAUCACUUUUGGAUUCUUCAAAGUGUUGCAUUGCCUGUACAAGUGAAUCUUAGUCAUAUGUUAUGCGCAGCCAUUUUGGAUCCAUUUGAAGGCCAAAAUUAUCGAAUAUGGGCAGUGACCCACCAGUCAAUAUUAUGCCCUACUCUGUGCAAGCUGUUUUGUUAUGGAUCUAACUUCUUCUUAACCAAAUUUCCGCCGACCAGAGUUAAACCAACACUGGAAUGCACGAUUCCAAAGAAUAAUUGUACAUAUGAGCAGAACGAAAAAGUACACGAAGACUCCAACACUUCAGGGAACGGCCAUACGCAUUUUGAUUAGUUUGGUAGAAAGAGAAUCGUCGCAUACCAAAUGUACGAAACACUUCCUUUGAACUAACGUAUUUAUAAUUGUAUCUAUUGUGACACCCUUCGAACAUCGUCUACAGGGUCAGUACGAAUAAACCCCUCUCCGAAAAAAUAAAACCAAAGAUAUCGGGCGAUAGGAAAAAUGAACUUCUACAUACUUAAUAUUUAAUUAAUACAUUAACGAGAAGAAUAUAAAGAAUAUUAAUAUACAAACAAUACUAAACACAUUCCCAUUUAGAACAAUAUUUUGUUGCUGUUAAAAUCAAAAAACUUACACAACAUGUACAAACGAGAUAUCGAAUAAGUAACAUGAUCUUUAGUACAAUUGUUGUGAUCGUAUUAGUUUUAAUUCGUUAAUCCGUGAUACCAAUCGAUAAAUAGUCAAUUCGAGAUAUGAAUUUCUGUCCAAAUGCUUGUCAUGCCUAGCGCUGUGCAUAGAUUAAGGGUCUCAGUAAUAGUGUGAGGCUUAAGCUGACGUCCAACAACAGUGGCUAAUUAGCCAACCCUAAAAAUAAUCGCACUAUCUUCUACUAGGUAAAAACGCAAUGUAAACAGACCAUCUCGUGCAUUUUUAUAUUCAUUUUUACUCAUGCAGUAGGAGCAAAAGCAUUCAAAUAACGAAACUGCAAUGUAUUUUACACAGUUUGGAAAUCAACUACAUCGUUAGACCUUUGCCUAUAUAUCUUGUAUAACGAAUAGGAAACGGAAGUCCGUUGGGUUUCACAAUGAGUAUUCUCAAUCAGGCAACUCGAGAUGCUAUAAUAUAUGCCAAGACCAUAAUUUCCAUGCUUGCCCGCUUGGAAUUUGUGAAACUUUGCGAGCCCUCGCAGCCUAAUAAUAAUAAAUAUAACAAAGUAUAAGAGAACAUUUCGACAACGGAAAGCAUCUUCUAAAUCUAAUUGAUAGUAGUAGCGACUGUAAAGCUGACGUAACAUCAGAUACUUUCAGUUUAAUGAACUCACAACUCCCUCCCCCCCCCCCCUCUCUCUCUCUUUCUCCCGCCCUACUUACAAAACUGGUCAUGUAUAUGAAGAUAUUUUUAUAUGACAGUUCCUAUAAGAUUUAACUCUUUGCUGAACAAGUUUUUGCGACGAGGAAUAUUAGAGACAUUCAUAGUUGUGCCGCAUGUAACCGUCAUGAAAGAAUAGGAUGUGUACUCAUUGUACUUGGCGUUUUCAUCUGGAAAAAUUGAAACGACUAUCUAUUAUAUAAUAACGUUUUUGCAUAAUUGAUCCAUUAUUCAUUUUGUCUCUCCCUUUUUUUUUUUAACUGGUCUUUCGUAUAAAGAUGUUUGUAAACAUUACCGCUGGAUAGUAAAAUAAGUCGGCCUAUAUUGUUUGCAUAGAAUUAGUACCAGAAACAAAAUUUGCUAAUUUUUUUCGAGAUGAGAAUAGCCUGAUAACGCAAAAUUUAUGUUACUAAUAUGGAUAAUGGUAAUGAUGAUGAUGAUAAUAAUAGCGUUAAAGUGACACUAGUAUCGACUUAACUUAUAGAACUGCACGAAGAAAAUUAACUUAACGAUCUUGUAAUAUAAAUAUAUAAGAAUUCGAUUCUCUCUAGGAACUUUUAUAGAGAUAACAUUGGGUGAGAUACACCACAAGUGACAUAUUAAUCCUUGAACUAAAAAUAGCAUGAUCCUAAUUUUUGCACGAGAAUGUUCCAGUUCUUGCAUUAGACGUAUAUACUAGUGUUUCGCGAAUUAAACUAGUAACAAGUAAGAUUGUCUUUGGCAUGGUACUAUAAAAAAUAUAUAUAUAUGCUCUUAAUUAAAAUAUUUUUUAUUAAAAUGGCCUAAAAAUGAAUAUACAGUCGUCUCAAAGAGACGGCGGCAACGAGAGGAUCAGUAUUUAAGCUAACGCGAAUGACCGGGUUGUCGCGAGUGUUGUAAUGCAAAAUAUACGAAUGCGUACGUAGACAAAUUGCACAGAAUAUCCAAAAGCAAUAUAAUAAAUUACUUUUAUCUAAUGAUAAGUAGGUUUUCCCUAUUAUUAACUUUCCAAGAUAGUCAAGUUAUCGUGUGCGUUUUUUACCAUUACCAAAGAGCUCCAAUAAAGAAUACUUUUUUUUUAAUUUCGUGAAAUAUAUAAAAUUAAAUCUAACUGAUAGGAAAACAAAUCUGCAUUAUCUGCACCAUGAAAAGUGAAUGAAAUUAUGAUAAUGAAAAAACUUCAGCCACAGAGAGAGAAAGAGAGAGAGAGAGAGAGAGAGACGACUAAGCGUCUCUUGAUUAAUGCUUUAUCAUGGUGCAAUCUUAUUAUUUAUUUGGUUCUUUUACAGUUUAUUAUCUUUAUGCUUAAUUUUUUAUUUAAUAUAUACGUGUCCAGUACUAUUGUAAAAUUCGCCUAACUAGAUAAUUAAUGGAUUAUUUAUGCGACAAGAAAGUGAGUUGUUCCCCACUAUCGGGAUAUACCUCAUUUAUACAACUCUGAACAUAUGAUUAUUUCGUAUACGAUAUAAGUGUAGCAGAGGAUAUAAGUCGAAGAAAGUUAUAUAAUGUAGAAUAGCGAUAUAUUCAGGUGUUUCACCAAAGAUGUUACCAAAGAUUUAAUUUAAUUUUACAGAAGACGGGUCAAAUAAAUAUAAUAUUUUCAUGAUGUCACUAAUGACAAUUAUAUUGACAGAUAUUAGGUAUGAUUUAGAAACAGUAGUCACAAUACAUAUAUGGAAAGGUGUUGCGAUUAUAUAGAUAUCUCUUUACUUAAACGAAUUCCUAAUUUAAGUAGCAGUUGUAUAAUAUCCUUUAAGGGUCAAAUAUUUUCUUAAUGAGCGAUCUACGCUACGAUAAAAUAAGUUUGCAGUUUCGUUGUUUGUAUAUUUAAAGAAUAAUCAUAUAAUGGUAACAAUAUAUGUAAAAUGUAAUGUACACACACACACACACACACACACACACACACACACACACACACACACACACACACACACACAAAUACACGAUAUACACACAUACUACAAGCCUACUGACAAUUCCUCAAAAUAUUUAUCUGUUGUUAUUGUUUAGAAUAAGGCGCGUUACAUUAAUUUGUUCUCUUUAAUUCCUACGUUCCUACAAAUCUAUGGAUAAAGCGAAACAUAACGAUACACUAGAUAGGCGAUCAGCGAAAUUGAUAUAUUUUCCUUUUGUAGAAUCUUCCGAAUAUAUAUCCCCAUAACAUGUAAAUACAUUUCGUAGAAUUAAUAAGAAAAAAAGAGAAAAAGCUGCUAGAGAAAAGUUCCUGUUUUAAUAUUAUCAUAUUAUUAGAAUUCUUUAUCACUAAUAUUCCUUGAAUCAACGAAUCUUUUCUGCGUAGAUUUCGAAGUAGGAAACGAGUGCGCGUACUUACACCUUGUACCAUGUAAUUCAUGCGCAUUUAGAUUGUGUUCUUGCGAUUGACUGCGGAUAAAUUUCCCGUCAGUUUCAGCCUCAUUUGUGAUUAUAUCGACAUUGUAUGAGUAUCUGGCAAAGACGUAUCGCAUGAUCGAUGUAUGAUCUGUUCGUAAUUUGAUAUGUCGUGAACUUCAUUGCCUUUAUACGCGCUGUACUAAAAUAAAAGGGGGCAAGUAUGUUACUUCUCGUUCUCAAUGUAUAACAUACGACAUAUGUAAAUAGUGUCAGUAGGAUCGAGUAUGUGGAAUGAUGCUUCGUAUUGCACUUUAUGUUUACAUUGAUGAAUUGAUUAUAAUUAGGUAGAAAUACGCACAUCUGCGCGACGUGUGAGUAGCGGGAUAAAUUAUCAUAUAGAUUUAACGUAAUUUCUCAAUUGGGUUCGUGGUGAGAAAAAUAUUUAUUACGUAAUCGUACGACUAUUUAAUUCUCAACCACGAAGCGAUUGAAAAGAAAUAAUAUGUAGAAUAACUCUUCGUUGUAUCAGUGUUGGCUGUUUGCGCACAGCCUAUGCAUAAUAUAUCUAAACUAUCACUUUAUACUAUGUACAGGAUGUUUCGUCGUUGUUCUUCGAACAUUCGUUAUGAAUUAAAAUAUUCGAAAUUUUAUAUGAUUACACACGAUUAACGAGUGAGAAGCUCAAGUGAUUAUAUUUUAUUUAUUUUUGUAUUUGUAUUAUAUUUUGUAUUUAUUAUCAAUUAGAUUAGGUCGAUUAUUUCAGUUCCUUGAUUGUUUAAUGAAGAAUGAAAUAGGAUAUCAUUCAAAAGCCAGAAACACACAUACACGCAUGUUACUAGUGAGACGUCCUGUAUAUAAUUAUAAACUAGGCGAACGAAUAACAUGGAGUCGCUGCUUCUUAUUGUUCGUCGACUUAGAUCACGCGUAUCAGGUAAUGAAAUUAUAUAUUGUAUAUUUUCUGCAUAAACGCCCAACACUGGCUGAUAUAUAUUUUUGUGGAACUUUAUAUGAAUUUGUACAGUGAGAGUGUUAGUAUUGUCGUGUCACUAUAUGUUUCUCGUCACUGUACAGUAUUACUUUUGCCAAAUACGAUUGCGCUUAUCUAAAGAGAUAAGGGCAUUAUUGGGUGUAACACUUACAUUCGCACUCUGGUAAUUUGUGUGUUCUUUUCUAUUCGGGGAAAAGCGUUUCUCUUCGCUCGAACAGAAUCGACAGGUGAGAGAGGGUGGUGACUUCAACACGUUCAAUAUUGAUACGGGAUACAAAUAAGAGCAAGCAUUUGGUUUCAGUGCCAUGACAAUUUCUCAAGUCCGAUGAUGCCGGAACCUGAGAGAUGAGUUUGAUGGACGUAACGUAAUAGUUACUGUCAUUAGCGUUCGAAUUGUGAAAACAUUGUAAGACUUUGGAUAAAAUGAAUAAAGGAAUCGUUCGGAUCGAACUACAA